Messenger RNA from Rhineura floridana, 6032 nucleotides. It is a transcript of the gene PAPSS2, whose product is annotated as 3'-phosphoadenosine 5'-phosphosulfate synthase 2. Lineage: Eukaryota; Metazoa; Chordata; Lepidosauria; Squamata; Rhineuridae. Gene Ontology annotation, molecular function: sulfate adenylyltransferase (ATP) activity; adenylylsulfate kinase activity; ATP binding. The transcript is spliced from 14 exons. The record is from RefSeq and is a predicted model, not a curated record. The coding region runs from base 212 to 2218 and encodes 668 amino acids. Gene Ontology annotation, biological process: sulfate assimilation; 3'-phosphoadenosine 5'-phosphosulfate biosynthetic process.
AUUUAUACCUACUCCCUUCCCCUUACAACUUCUCAGCUAGCUAGCCACCUCAGCGGGAGCAAGGUGCUUGCCUUUCCCCUGCCAGUAGCCAAGGGAGUCUUCGCCGUCGCCGGGUCCGUUUGCGCGAAGCAGGCGACAUGUCUGACAACAAGAAGCAAAGGGUGGGUACCAGAUAGAGUUAAAGUACAGGACAAAACAUCUGUACCUGGAAAUGUCCUCAUUUAGCACAGAAUGCUGGGAAUUCCCUGCCACGGAGUUACUGUGGUCCAGAAUACAGCAUGUAAAGAGCAGAGAGCAAGAGCCAAAGCACAGGAAGCAAGAGGUGGUUACAGGAGAUGGAAUGCCCACAACACAGAGGGCAAAGAAAAAGAAUCUCCACAGGUCAACCAAUGUGGUAUACCAAGCUCAUCACGUUAGCAGGAGUAAGAGAGGACAAGUUGUGGGAUCGAGAGGUGGAUUUCGAGGCUGUACAGUGUGGCUAACAGGACUUUCCGGUGCUGGCAAGACAACCAUUGGGUUUGCGCUUGAGGAGUACCUUAUGUCUCACGGCAUCCCUUGCUAUUCCCUUGAUGGGGACAACAUCCGUCAUGGUCUCAACAAAAACCUUGGUUUCUCUGCUGAUGACCGAGAAGAAAACAUCCGCCGUGUUGCCGAAGUCGCGAGGUUGUUUGCAGAUGCUGGCCUGGUUUGCAUAACUAGCUUCAUUUCUCCAUUCACAAAGGAUCGUCAGAAUGCGCGGAAGAUUCAUGAGAUGGCUGGGCUUCCUUUUUUUGAAGUCUUUGUGGAUGCUCCUCUGAAUAUCUGUGAGAGCAGGGAUGUGAAAGGCCUUUACAAAAAGGCAAGAGCUGGAGAAAUCAAAGGAUUCACUGGAAUUGACUCAGAAUAUGAGAAACCAGAAGCGCCUGAACUUGUGCUGAAAACCAAUGUAUCUUCUGUGACUGAAUGUAUCCAGCAGAUUGUGGAGCUCUUGCAAGAACAGAACAUUGUUCCUCCAACUGCAAUCAAAGAUGUCCUUGAACUGUUUGUACCUGAAAAUAAGGUUGAACAAGCUUGGGUUGAAGCAAAUACACUCCCUUCUGUAAAGAUUACCAAGUUGGAUCUACAGUGGGUUCAAGUCCUAAGUGAAGGUUGGGCCACCCCACUGAAAGGGUUUAUGCGGGAGAAAGAAUACUUGCAAGUUAUCCAUUUUGGCACCUUGCUUGAUGGAAGGGGUAGAGUUGAUAUAUCCGAGUUGGAUGGUAUUAUUAACCUGACCAUUCCCAUUGUACUUCCAAUAUCUACGGAAGACAAGAAACAUCUGGAAGGUUGCAAUGCAUUUACACUGGAGUACAAUGGGCGGAGGGUGGCAAUACUCAGAAAUCCAGAAUUUUUUGAGCACAGGAAGGAAGAACGUUGUGCACGUAUUUGGGGGACCACAUGUGCAAAGCACCCACAUGUAAAAAUGGUGAUGGAAAGUGGUGAUUGGUUGGCUGGGGGAGACCUCCUUGUGCUAGAGAAAAUAAAGUGGAAUGAUGGGCUGGACCAAUACCGCUUGACACCCUUAGAGCUGAGACAGAAGUUUACAGAAAUGAAUGCUGAUGCAGUGUUUGCUUUUCAGCUGCGCAACCCUGUGCACAAUGGACACGCUCUGCUGAUGCAGGAUACCAAACGCCGCCUGCUUGAAAGGGGCUAUAAGCAUCCUGUGCUGCUCUUGCAUCCUCUUGGGGGAUGGACCAAGGAUGACGAUGUGCCUCUCGAGUGGCGCAUGAAGCAGCAUGCUGCAGUGCUGGAGGAAAAUGUCCUGGAUCCCAAGGCCACUGUUGUAGCCAUUUUCCCUUCUCCAAUGUUGUAUGCUGGACCCACAGAGGUCCAGUGGCACUGCAGGGCUCGAAUGAUUGCUGGAGCCAAUUUUUACAUUGUGGGUCGAGACCCGGCAGGUAUGCCCCACCCAGAGACCAAGAAAGAUCUGUAUGAACCCACACAAGGUGCAAAGGUGCUCAGUAUGGCUCCGGGACUGACCUCUGUGGAAAUCAUUCCCUUCCGAGUAGCAGCGUAUAGCAAAGUACAAAAGGCAAUGGUCUUCUAUGAUCCAGACAGGCACAAUGAAUUUGACUUCAUUUCCGGGACACGCAUGAGGAAGCUGGCUCGUGAAGGUGAAAGUCCCCCUGAUGGAUUCAUGGCACCAAAAGCAUGGAAAGUGUUGACCGAAUACUACCAAUCCCUGGGAAAAAACAAUUAAUUCUGCUUUUACCCAAAAGUGCCUUUGUUUUAAAGAUGAGCUCCUCCAAUUGAUAUGCAUGCUAUUAUACUUCAUCUACUUUGAAUUUUUCUACUCUAUUUGUGGGCAUUUUCUUCCUUGGCCAAGCAUUGUUUUGACUGAGCUUUUCCCCUCUGAAGUUAUUAGGAAAUUUCCUCUUAAUUUCAAAAGAAAGCCAUAGAAGAGAUUUUAUAGUACAUAUGGAGAGUCCAAAGCCAUAUACUGAAUUAUCACCGUUUUUUGGAAGAGAAUUGUGCAGCUGAAAAUCUUGGGAGUUAUUUAUCUGUUCUUCUUUGAUGCUUUUAAUUAACUGUAUUGAGCAAAUUAGGAUAAAGUAUGACCUCUCUUCCUCCUCUUCCCCCUGAGCAGCAGCAAAUUGAAAGUGUCGCUUCUGCCUCACUCUGUCAUGGCCUUUCAUUUCUCUUUGAAAGGUUUGAUGAGAUGUUGUUCAGAAAACAUUGGUAUCCUGAAUUAUGAACAGUUCUUAGUAAGGCAGGAACUCGUAAUUCCAUAUCAACUUUCUCUCAUGAUCUCAAACUGAUUUGAAAACUGUUCCAGGAAAUUUGGGGAUUCCUGGAAGGUUUAUCAGUAAAGUGGCAGUGCCAGCUGAGGACAAUUUGCUGAUGCAGGCAGAACAGCAAAUGGUGCACUGCCCUCUGGUUCAUUGUACACAGUAACCAAGGCCAGUCAAGUUAUUUUGGCAUCUGAGAAAGAAAAUCUACUUGCAUCUUUCCUUUAACCUGGCAAUAAAAACAUAAUAAUUAAAUAAUAAUAAUAAAAAAACAAUUAAAUAACUCACAAUUUGCUUCAUGACACCCAAAAUGAGCUAGCUGAGGCUACUACCUCAGUCCCUGAAAGCCAAGCCCUCCACUACCCGUCUUCCCCUGUAAUCUGGAUUUAUGGAAGAGGUUUGGAUGGGUUCUAAAUUAUACUUGUGGUUCGAACAGUACAAAAAUGAGCCCCAGAAGGCCUCGUCAUUAUCCCACAGGAGCUGAAUAUACACUGUAGAAUAUGUCCCAGAAUCCUUUGUGGCACACUAGUGUUUCAUGAGAGACAAGUUCAUCUGGAAAAGGCAGAAAGUGUGACAACCCCUGGUUCAGACAGCCACUGAUUUCUUGUCAGUGGUAAAUUAUUAAAUUGAAGUGAACUGAACAUGAGGGUGAGAGGCCCCCCCCAAAAUGUCUUGCCUGUUUCACAUUAGGGUACAUGUAAAAAAAAACCAGGCAGCUUAUUUCUGCUUAGCUUUCUACCUUCCAGUUAAAAUGAGUUCUUCAUGCUGGAAAUCAAAUUCAUCUUCCUGAAUGGAGAACCUGUCCAUAGGAAGGAAUUAGAGACAGUAUGGAUGAGGGAAAGAAAUUCACGUGUGAAUGUGGGAGAGGGGGAGAGAUGGAGAAUUAUUCAGGAUACAGGCAUCUUCUAUCUCAGAAAGCCUUUGCUUCCUUAAUCUUUGUCUGACUCAGUUCUUGUAGUUUAAAAUCUUAUUUUUCUGCACAAUCAUGAGCAUGUAAACAUCUUAACAAAAUGAAAACUGAGGUUUUGGUGAAUCCAAAUGUUGGCCUGUGCUUCAGACUCUGCACUUGAUAGUAUGUGCAGAAAAUACCUUUUAGCAGUAAUCUUUCCCAGACUACUGGUACGGUUAACAGUUAAUUGACAACAUUCCCUUUCUGUCUUAUUACCUCAAAUAUGAGUGCUAAUGUAAGUUUUAUCAUAGCAUGCCCUUGUGGCUUUUGACUGCUGUUUUAGCAAUCACUGAGCAGUAAUACUGCUAAACUGGUGACAUGUAGUGGCCAAGGGUGAAUUAUGAACUGGGAAGUUCCCCAAGUCUUGUCUUAAACUACAGUUAUUCCUAUAGGGAAGGGCUGUAGAUCAGUGGCAGAGCAUCUGCUUUGCAUGCAGAAGGCCGUAGGCUCAUUCCCCGACAUCUCCUGGUAGAGCUGAGAAAUUUAGUGAGCUUUAGCAUUAAAAAAGCAUGACAAGAUGGAGGACUGCUUUGAUAUAUUUCCUCCCAUCAGUCUUUAUUGCUGUAGUUAAAAUCAAUAAAAGGUGCUUGAAGUCUAACACAAAGUUAGGCAUGAGAGCUAGCACACUGAAACCAAUGCAGUUAAGUCCACUUUCAGGAUUAUAACCAGGGUAUUUUCACAUGCUAUUUAAAAGUAUCUUAACAGUGCAUUCCUAUGCAUGUUUACACAGAAAUAAAUAUAAUUAAGUUCAGUGCACCUUGCUCCCAGGUACAGAAUUGCAGCUUUUUUCUCUUUUACACAUCUGAAUGUUGCUAAUGUGGAAUACAAAGAGAAAUGUAUUCUACAUCCCAUGCAGAGUUUUCAGUUUACAGAUUUGGAAACUGUAUUGUGUUUGGUCAUGUAAAAACAUCUGUAGGUUUAGGAGAGCUGGCAAUUGGAAUUGGAUAUUUUUCCUGAAUUGGAAGAUGCCCAUAUAUUGACCAUUGAGAGGACAGCUGAUCGGCAAAAUUCACAACCUGGCAGUAAUAGCAGUAGCUGGAUUUAAGACAACAUAAUCCCAUUGAAGUCAGUGGCAUCAGUGAAUUGUACAUAGGAUAUGAUUUUGAGCACAGAAAUAGAACUGUAUACAUGGAUGCUGUAAAAGUUAAUAAUAAUAUUGUACUGCCUUCAAGUCGAUUCUGACUUAUGGCGACCCUAUGAAUAGGGUUUUCAUGAGGCUGAGAGGCAAUGACUGGCCCAAGGUUACCCAGUGAGCUUCAUGGCUAUGUGGGGAUUCAAAUCCUGGUCUCCCAGGUCGUAGUCCGAUACCUUAACCACUACACCACACUGGCUAUUUUACAAGUGAAUGGCAAUAUACAGGGCUAAGCCCUUCUCCCAUGCAAGUAGAGUGCACAUGUGGAACUCCCUCUUUCCACUCUUCCUCUGAUAGUCUCCCUCCCAUAUGUGGAAAGGUAGGCCAGCCCAACAGAGUUCCUAGGCCAGGGCAUGGACUGGAUUGUGACCAGAACUUGACCAAGCACUUAAAUACAAACUGCAAACUUAAAAAAAAAAUCUGGCUUUCCCUCUGCCUUGUCCAGGAAUAAUUUUGUUAAAAUAUUGUGAAAUAUGCUUAUUUUCUGCAGUAAUUAUGCAACAAAGAUAUUGUUACAGUCUCAAAAAUGUAUUUGAGAAUGCUUUUUCAAUGUUUCUAGUUCUGUUUUUGAAUCCUUAGGACAAAAAACCUAAAAAUAUAGGGCUGCAUCUAAUUAAUACUGUUAACGCAAAUACUUCUGCUUGUGCAACAGAACUUUCCCCUUUCUCCUCCAUGCGGGUUUAGUGGGAGGGGAAGUUCCAUUGCGCAAGUGAAGUUGUGCUAACAGGACAACCCCUAUAUUCUCAUGCCUUGUGUGAAAUGAGUGCAGCCCCUGGGCAGAAAACAACUACUACUCUUGGUGUACAAGAGACUUGCAUGGAAUCUUCUGAAGAGAUUGAAAUUAAAGAGAUUGAAAAUCAGCAGUGCUUACUGGAUGGUCCCAUUGCAACAUUGCAGGCUAAUGUAUAUUAGCAAUAAUGCAUUUUAUAUCAAAGCCCACUGGAAAGGAACUUGAAGUUAGAAGUGAUCUUGCCAUUUUGUAAUUUAAUUGAUAUUUUAAAGAGUAUUGAUAUAUUUUCUUUUCACUUUUUAACCAUAUAAUACUGUCCAUUAUCACCAGUCUAAAUGCAUAUGAGAUAUUACUCCUUUUAAAUUGUUAAAGUAGUAUAUAUUCUCUAUUUUAUAACAUAUUUAUUACAGACGUGAAACUGGAAUGUAUGCAUUAACUGAUACAUAUCUUAAUUAAAAUGUCUUCUGAAUUUGA